AUCGCCGCCGAUCCCGAGUAUGCGGAUGUCCCACUCAGACCGUUCCACUGCUCGGCUGGAGGCUCGAAGUAUUUAAACAAUUCACUGUAUCGCUACAAAGCCACCCGGAAGAAGCUUAAUCAUCGAGGACAUAAGAUUUAUUUGUGGACCACUCAGCCCUUCUGGUUUGUGAUUAAUUCGGCAUGAUCCCCUCGGCGACAGUUCUUCCUCUUUUCGCGCUAUUCACGUUGUCAUUAGGAAUACCUAUGUCCUCCAAAGUCACGGAUACAGAAGAGGACACAGCACAUAUACGGCAUCACGAAGCUAAAAAGAAUACUUUGCGACUUGUCACAUUGGUAAUAAGACAUGGAGAAAGGGCACCUGUGGAUACUUAUCCAAACGAUCCUUACAUCAAUGAUAGUCUGAAGCCUUACGGUUGGGGUCAGCUAACAAAUAAAGGAAGAAGGAACCAAUACAAUCAAGGAUUAUUUCUGCGAAAGCGUUAUGGUAGCUUUUUAGGUUCAAUGUAUAAUCCUGACAUAUUCUAUCUGCAAUCUACUGCUGUAGAUCGUACAAAAAUGUCAGGCAUGGUGGAGGCCGCUGCUCUGUGGAAACCUAGCGACAAACAGUCGUUCAAACCUGACCUACCUUGGCAGCCGGUCACACUGUUUUAUCAGGAACGUCAAGACGACACGUUUAUGUUAAUAUGGAACACGUGUCCAAGAUAUACACAACUGCGCUCUUCAGCAAACAACUUGCCGGAAAUCCGGAAGGUACAUGAAGACAAUAAGCAAUUGUUUGCGGAGCUUUCAAACUUCACGGGCAUGUCAAUUAUGACUGCCGACGAUGUCAGCUCACUUUAUGCCACGCUAACAGCCGAGAAAGAAAUGAACUUGGUCUUGCCAGAGUGGACGAAGAACUAUUAUCCCGAUAAAUUAAUAUCCUUAACUUUGCUUGAACUGCAACUUAACACAUACGAUGAUGAAUUCCGUAGAUUGAAAGGUGGUCCUAUGUUAAAAAAAAUCAUCGAUGAUAUGCAGGCGAGAAAAGAAGCCACUCUACAGCCUAAAAGGAGAAAAAUGUUUAUGUAUAUCGGUCACGACAGCACUAUUGUUACUCUACUGGAUACGAUGCACAUUUGGUAUAAUCAAAUACCCUAUUACAAUAUCAUGACGAUGAUCGAGCUGCAUGAGGAUGAAGGCGAAUGGAGCGUUCAAGUGUUUCUGAGGAAUACGACAGCACGCGAACCGUUUCCGAUGUCAAUACCUGGAUGCACCGUUAUAUGUCCUUUUGAUAAAUUUGUGGAAAUUCUAAAGCCGAUGAUACCAGAUAACUGGGAAGAGGAGUGCAAGGUCGAUAGUAAUUAUACAACUCCAUCUCCGCCACCUCCAUAACUAUAGAAAAUUUUACAUUACAUUGAUUACAUUAUUAUAAUUUUUAAAUAACUUUAUUGUAUGUCUACUGUAAAUAAUUAUUUAAAUCACUGG
Molecule: messenger RNA, 1466 nt
Organism: Solenopsis invicta (red fire ant)
Lineage: Eukaryota; Metazoa; Arthropoda; Insecta; Hymenoptera; Formicidae
Product: prostatic acid phosphatase
Exons: 8
Coding region: 183-1373 (396 amino acids)
Biological process (GO): dephosphorylation
Molecular function (GO): phosphatase activity
Source: RefSeq, a predicted model, not a curated record